Messenger RNA from Ciona intestinalis (vase tunicate), 1105 nucleotides. NCBI's taxonomy places the organism in Eukaryota, Metazoa, Chordata, Ascidiacea, Phlebobranchia, Cionidae. The record is from RefSeq and is a predicted model, not a curated record.
AAGUUAGUCCAUUUUUGUGGGUAUAAAUCUAUACUUAUUAUGCACAAUUUCUUGCCUUGUGCAAAAAUCAAACAUACUCAUUUUUAUUAGGACAUUGACAUCGAUUUUUACAUUGACAUCCAUGCACAUUCAACUCUUAGCAAUUGUUUUAUGUAUGGGAAUAUCUAUGAUGACGAAGACAGGUUUCAACGGCAAGCAGUGUUUCCACGUCUCAUGUGUUCCAAUGCUGAUGACUUCAGCUUUGCAAACACUGCUUUUAACCGGGAUGUGGUGAAAGCAGGAACUGGAAGAAGGUUUCUAGGUGGUAUAUUAGAUGAAUCAUCAUACUGCUACACUUUAGAAGUUUCUUUCUAUAACUACUUCAACGGCUUAUCUCCAAAUCCUAUUCCUUACACUGAAGAGACCUAUAUGAGAAUUGGAAGAAAUUUGGCAAAAACUUUCACAGACUACUACAAACUCACACCUCAACUUGUACCAAAGCCAACAGCAUCAAGCUUUCCCUACAAGGAUAAAGAGAAAUCCAAAAAAAAAUUGUCAAGAAUUUCUGGCAAUUCCACAUCCAGCAAUGGCCAUAGUGGAAUUCGAAACACAACUAUAUCUCCAAUUCCAAGGCUGCGUCAACGUGACAGACCAUGAUAAACUAAUUACUUAUAGUUUCAUUAAAUGAAAUUUAGAAUAGAAUUUAAGUAUUAGUUGUUAAUGUUUCCAUUUGUUUUGUAAAAUUCUUCAAAAUAUAAACAUUGAUCUUUCUGUUCUUUAACAUAUUGUAUAUUAAAUGAAACUUCUUGCCUGCUAAAUGUAGUAUUUCUAAUUAAAAUUUUACACAUCUGGAUAAUUCUGUUAAUGUUAAGAAUUCAUUACAGCUGCAUAUAAAUUUCUUACGUGUUGUUCUGGUGUAAGUACACAUUUAAGUACAUAUCUCGAUCAUUGCUACAUCUGUGUUCUAGAAAAAGUGGACCAUAAUAAGCCUCUAUGAAUCUAUGUAUAUAAACUGUUGCCAGCAGGAAUAUUCAAUUGUUUUCUAAAAGACAAAAUUUUUUGUUUUCCAAAGUACCUAUUAUUUUGUGAGACAUUUCGAUUUACCGGGUAAAUGACAGCAGCUUAA